Messenger RNA from Branchiostoma belcheri (Belcher's lancelet), 2088 nucleotides. RefSeq names its product two pore calcium channel protein 1-like. Gene Ontology annotation, biological process: transmembrane transport; monoatomic ion transport. NCBI's taxonomy places the organism in Eukaryota, Metazoa, Chordata, Leptocardii, Amphioxiformes, Branchiostomatidae. The transcript is spliced from 17 exons. Gene Ontology annotation, cellular component: membrane. The record is from RefSeq and is a predicted model, not a curated record. Bases 136 to 2088 code for a protein of 650 amino acids. Gene Ontology annotation, molecular function: calcium ion binding; monoatomic ion channel activity.
GGCUUGAAGGACAACAUGGCUACUGUUGCUGGUUAGAAAGUUUGCCAAGAAAAACUUUCUUUCAAUGUUUUAGCGAUUGAUUGGAACUACCGCAGUUUUCACGUGCUGGCACUGGACAACUUAAGUAUUUGAAAGAUGAAUCUGUACUUGGCAGCCACCUACAUCAUAGAUGCACGGUACGGCAGAAAUGGCCAGUUUGAAGCAGAUGACAACUCCGUAAGGCUGUACAACCUCUAUACCCACUGGCUGCCCAAACUGGUGACAUACUUCUUCCUCCUCCUCCUGCUGUCUCUGGCUAUAUUUGAGAAGCCUGCUGUGCCUGGACUGGAGAUCGAGUACUGGGUAACCAUGCCCAUGGAGCUGAUCUGUCUGAUUGUAAUUGGCAGCAGGCUGUUCCAUCUAAAGCUCUUCUCCCCCGGGAGGACUUUUUACUCAGACAAGAAGAACAUAGUUGUCCUUGCUACAAUUGUUAUAGUGGUGAUAGACAUGAUCACCUACAUAGCAUUGGUCAAUUCCGGCCAGUCCAUGUAUGCAUACCGCUGGUCCCGCCCGCUGCGACCCUUAAUACUUGUCAACAUAACCGAGGGCAGACAGAUUCGUCGUGCUUUCCGGAACAUCCGCCGUACCCUGCCGGACAUCUUGAAUGUCCUGGUCCUGUUCUUCCUCAGUAUCGCACUUUUCGCUCUGAUGGCUCUGAAAAUCUUUGAGAGAAGACCAGAGUUAAGACUGUAUACUGACAACAGCCCAUACUUCAAGCACUACGGUGACAUCUAUUUCCAGUUGUAUGUGCUGGUAACGACUGCCAACAGUCCUGACAUCAUGAUGCCAGCUUUUGACAGCAACAAGUGGUUUUCCCUGUUCUUCAUCGUGUAUUUGGUGGUCUGUCUGUACCUGUUCAUGAGUAUCAUCCUCGCUGUCAUCUACAAGAACUACAGAAGACAUCUUAAGAACGAGAUAAAGAAGUCGGUGUUCAUCAAGCGUGUGAAGCUGAACCGUGCGUUUGACGAGCUGAAGGAGCAGCAGGAUGGGAAGUCGGUGGUGACAGAGAAGACGUGGAACGCCGUGAUGCAGGAGGUUCUACCCAACAGGAACCAGGUCUACUACAGUCUGCUGUGGAUGGUGCUGGACAAGGAUGGCAAUGGUUACAUAGAUCAGAACAUGUUCCUGCAGGUGGCAGACCUGCUAAACGUAGAGGUGUCAGAAGUCAGGAAUCAGAAACACCUGAUCGAGAAGUUCUGGCCUCACAUUUACAACUCUUCUGUCAGCAUUGCUGUCAGACAGGUGGUCAUGCACAAGUUCUUCAGAUACUUCUUUGACCUGGCUAUUGUGGUCAAUGCCUUCUUCAUUGGGUUCAACCUGGAUGAGGCAGAGUGGUUCUUCCUGUCUGUGUUCACCUGUGAAAUCAUCCUCAAGCUCUACACCUACGGCUUCAGGGAGUUCUGCCGCAGAUUCUGGAACAUCUUUGAUUUCAUUGUGAUAUCAGCAGCCUUUAUAGCUACAAUUAUUGAAGCUGCUUUGGAAGAGUUGCAAUACAGUAGAGAGACACUAGAUGUCCUCCUUGUUCUUCGAAUCCUGCGACUCCUAAAACUUGUGGGGAGUAUUGACAGGUUCAAGAUCAUUAUCGGCACCUUGACCAACAUCGCCCCGUCCAUGUUUACCUAUGGAGGAGUUCUGUUUGUAUUUUACUAUGUGUUUGCCAUCAUUGGGAUGGAAGUCUGGGGAACCAUGUUGUCUGGGAAUGUCAACGUCACCUUCUGUAACAACCCGGCACUGAUUGGAACAGAGUUUGCCCGGGAUCACUACUGUAACAACAACUUCAGCGACGUCCUCACCUCCUUCGUGCUUCUGUUUGAACUGAUGGUCGUCAACCAGUGGCAUGUUCUGACCUCGGGGUUUGAAGCUGUCACCAGUGCGUGGGCACGUCUGUACUUUGUGGCCUUCCACCUACUGGUGGUCAUCGUGGUGCUCAAUAUAUUUUUGGCCUUUAUUCUGGAGGCGUUCAUGUUGGAGUCGUCCCUGUCUGCAGGCAAGUUCUCCAACGCUGUGGAGGAGAAGAUCAAGGAGAUGGGCCUGUGGGUCAGCAAGUAA